Molecule: messenger RNA, 1092 nt
Organism: Neurospora tetrasperma FGSC 2508
Lineage: Eukaryota; Fungi; Ascomycota; Sordariomycetes; Sordariales; Sordariaceae
Exons: 2
Coding region: 32-955 (307 amino acids)
Biological process (GO): NAD+ biosynthetic process; quinolinate catabolic process
Cellular component (GO): cytoplasm
Molecular function (GO): nicotinate-nucleotide diphosphorylase (carboxylating) activity
Source: RefSeq, a predicted model, not a curated record
GGAAAACUUAAAAUUAAAAAAAUCGCCCAUCAUGAUUGACAUGGCUCUCGACCACGGCUCCCUCGAGCACAUCCUCCCCGUUUCGUGGAAGUCCCAAAUAACAGCCUGGCUCGCUGAGGACACUCCUUCGUUCGACGUCGGCGGUUUCGUUGUCGGCGACGCGCCGCGCACUGCCACUCUCUGGGGGAAGUCGCAGGGAAUCUUGGCCGGCGUGCCCUUUUUCAAUGAGGUGUUCAAGCAGUGCGGCUGCACCGUCGAGUGGCACGCGACCGAGGGCUGCCACGUCGAGACCCACGGCGGAAAGAGGGCGCUGGCAACGGUGACCGGUCCCGCGCGCGGCCUGCUCGAGGGCGAGCGUGUGGCCCUCAACAUCCUGGCCCGCUGCUCCGGCGUGGCUACGCAGAGCCGGCACCUGCUGGUGAACCUGCGGAGUGCCGGGUACAAGGGGAUCGUGGCGGGUACUAGGAAGACCACGCCCGGAUUCCGUCUUGUCGAGAAGUACGGCAUGCUCGUCGGAGGAGCCGACACCCACCGCAUGGAUCUCAGCACCAUGACCAUGCUCAAGGACAACCACGUGUGGAGCCGCGGCAGCAUUACUGACGCUGUCAAGGCGGCUAAGGCGGCUGGUGGCUUCAGCCUCAAGAUCGAGGUUGAGGUGCAGAGUGAGGAGGAAGCUGAUGAGGCGAUUGCUGCCGGUGCUGACAUUAUUAUGCUGGACAACUUCACUGGUGAGGGCGUCAGGGUCGCUGCUCGCAACCUGAAGGAAAGGUGGGCUGGCAAGAAGCAGUUCUUGCUUGAGGUUUCCGGUGGUUUGACUGCCGACAAUGCCGAGUCCUACAUUUGCCACGAUAUCGAUAUCCUUUCGACAAGCUCCAUUCACCAAGGCGUGCCGCACGUCGACUUUUCGCUCAAGAUCAAUGUCGACAAGGGCACCGGCCCUGAGAUUUCGAGCUAAUGGAUUCAUAUAAUGAGUUUUUGAGUGCACGACACAUUGGUAUGAUACUUUAAAAUUCAAGCAUGCAGUAUUACCCGACUUUGAUGAGCUGGCUGUGAUAGGCUAGUUCGACCACUGUGAGUGAUACGCACAACAGG